AUGGAGGAGGACAAGAUGGUUGCUUCGGGAAAGGUUCUUGUCCUCGCGAUCAUCGCGGUCACGGUGAUGGAGGCUCACGGCUCCUGCUGGGACGACUGGAGCCGCUGCUCGGAUUGGAGUUCUGGCUUGACCGGAAUCGCUUGGCAGGAUUGCCCCACGCGCUGCAAGUGUAAGGGCUUUGCAGGAGGAAGCUGCGAGGAGAAGGACAGCACAUUGAGUCAUCUUGAACGGUUUGCAGUGGAUUCACUUCGACUCCUGGGCAAGUCGUGCAAUGAGAUCAAAGAACAGUUUCGAAUAAGAUUCAUCAAACCUGGACCAACAGACAAAGAUAUUCGCGGGGAUGUCACAGAAUUCCCAUUUGAUAUCUGGGUCCUCGACGAAGCACCAAGGUCCUUCCUUCUGGGUGGGGUUCCGGCAGUAAUUCAUUUGCGACCAGGAGUCAAAACCAAGGAAAUUAAGUUCACACUCCAUGGUUUUCUUCUUCAUCAUUUCUGGUACCCAGAAGAAUGGAAUUCCUUUUUCCCGCAACGGAUUUACACUCAAAUCGGUGACAAAAUCAUCUGGGAUUCCGUACGUCAUACUCUGCUGGCAAACAGUACGACGUACGAAUGCAGGCUGUACCAUCCACGAAGGUCGUAUGCCAUGUGGUACAGGGAGACUGACAACGUGUCUGGUGCAUCCAAGACCCGUCUGAGAAGAGUCGGGAACGUCCCACAGAGCAACGACACUCAGUCGAGGCGGAGCGGCGCUUCCGCGGAGUGCAUCCCAGAACGGCCCGCCCGACGAAGCGGAGCGAGAAUUCAGGACCCGUGCCCGAGAUCCUUGAGGAGGAUCUUGGCCGCGAUCGCCAGGAACAUCCCCGCCAAGACCGUGAAGAUGGUGCGAUACCUGACGGCCCCACCGAACACGUUGAGGAGGGGCGGGCUCUGCACCAGGUGGAAGAGGAGGGCCAUGCGCUGCGCGCUCGGACGGAUCGCCUGGAACCGAACAGAGGUCCUUUCUUAUUUCUCGGGGCGAGACGAGGGAAUAUGA
This is a messenger RNA of Darwinula stevensoni, 1032 nucleotides long. NCBI's taxonomy places the organism in Eukaryota, Metazoa, Arthropoda, Ostracoda, Podocopida, Darwinulidae. The record is from the annotation of a GenBank genome assembly.